UAGGGGCAGUGCAAUACCCUGUGCGUCUGUGAAACAGUAUUGUAUUGGUGGCAGGUGAGAAUUCCUUGUGGACUUCAGUCGGGCCCCAGGACAGGAGCUAUUGACUCUAUUAAUGAUUAAUGUAGGAUGGGCUGGGAGUCAGAUCCUGUGGGCAGGGCAGGGUUGGUAAGAAGACGAUGGUUUGGGAGCAGAAGGCGAGGAAAAGAGGAAGAAGAUGGAGGAAGGUGGUGCCCAGCUGGACUAGGAAAUCAUGGCGAGUCUCAUGGCCAAGCGGUCUAACUGCUCCCUCAAUGGCGGAAACUUCCCACUCUCCUCUGAGUUUUUUGAUGUAAUAAAAAAGGAACUAUGGAUAUUCCUUAUCCCGGUGCUUGUGGCGCUGAUCCAGUUGGCUCUGUUCCUGGAGGAGAUGGGCUUUUUCCUGAGGAACCUUCGCAGUAACCGCAGAAUAUGUCUCUACCUCUGGAUACUUGGAGUUUAUCCGGUAUUCUGCAUCUCCUCCAUUAUCGGCCUGUACAUUCCUCGCUCUUCCUCUAUUUGUAACUUUGUGGCAUCCAUAUAUCAUUCCAUAACCCUAUGGAAAUUCCUGGACCUCAUCACAGAUUUCUUUGGGGGCAAAGCCCAAAUGCUGGAGGAGCUGGAGGGGCAGAUGGUUCCUCCCAAUCCCAUGCCCUGCUGUUGCUGCUGCUGCUUCCCCAACAUCAAAGUGAACAGGUCCACUCUCAGAUGGAUGAACAUUGCCGUCUAUCAGCUGUCGGCAAUCAGGACCCUCCUGUUCUUCAUUGGUCUCAUCCUGUGGACAGAAGAGAAGUAUGACUAUGGAGACGUUGGCUACACCAACCCAAAUUCCUACAUCAAUGUCAUCAUUGGCUUGUCCACCUUCCUAUCCUUCUAUGGCUACCUCCUGUUCUACAAGGCCACCAAGAAGGCCCUCCAGGGCUACAGUCCUCGCUCCAAAUUCAUCUGCAUCACCCUGGUACUGGUCCUGUGCGGCCUGCAGAAUGGCAUCCUGGAGACCAUGGGGGCGCUAGGAGCAAUUCCGUGUGUGCCACCAUUUACAGUGGAGACUCGAUCUCAAACAAUCUUUAACUACUCCGUCACCUUGGAGAUGUUCUUCAUUAGCUUGUUUGCUCGUUACUGUUUCCGGCGGGUAGAGCCAUGCGCAGACAGAGAGGAGCGCAGCCAACUGGUAACCCGGAAUAAGUCGUCGCAGACGCCCCUGCAGGAGCUUUACGGUCAGUCUGAGGAGGAUACAGCGGCCAUUAACAGUGGUUACAUGAGUGACGGGGAGGAGACUCUGUGCCAUAUUGAACAUGCCCCAUUGGACAAGUACGAUUUCAUGCAGUCCCUGCAGCAACGGCCACGUAGUCCAGAGCAUGCCUCUGCAGGGGGGCACCCGCAGGCACAUAGGGAAGGCAAAGGAUUGGCUCUGGGGCACAUAGGCCCACCACAAGCACAGGAAAUACAGAAGGACAGACGCCUGGAUAAUGGCGGCAUGCAGGUACAGGCCCAGAUCAACUAUAUGGGCACCAAUGAGGCAACUGUUGUAUGAGCCUCUUGGACUGGCCAAUGGGGAAGAACUGGUCUGCUAUGGUAGCCACUCCUCAAAGGAUUUAGAAGCACCCCUUUACACUCCCAUUCUAUUCUCCAGAUUUGUUAGCAUACACCACCUUUUUUACACCCCCACAUGCAUUAGAACCCGCACACUUUAUGCACUCCAUUCUACUCCCAUAUUCAUUACAACCGCCCCCUUUUUACACUCCAUUCUACUCCCAGAUUCAGUAGCACCCGCCCCUUUGUGCACCCCCACUCUACUCGUUUACACGCUCCCACCCCCGACACAGUCCCAUUGUUAAAUGAUAUGAAGCCGAGACUCGAUUGGACGGAUUGUGUCCAGUAUAAAAUCGGUUUAUUUUGUACAAAUAAAAUGCUAAUAAAUAGGUAGACGAUUCUUUGGGAAGAAAUAAAAAUUCUCAUUUCACUAAAAUGUUUGCAUGUAUUACUGUAGGGCAUUAGGAAGAAACCCCCUG
This is a messenger RNA of Xenopus laevis (African clawed frog), 2027 nucleotides long. Its product is annotated as organic solute transporter subunit alpha-like. The transcript is spliced from 7 exons. Bases 251 to 1549 code for a protein of 432 amino acids. The record is from RefSeq and is a predicted model, not a curated record. Lineage: Eukaryota; Metazoa; Chordata; Amphibia; Anura; Pipidae.